AUGGAUAAGCUGAGAUUUUGUGACGGGUUAGUCACCACUGAAGAGAAAAAGAUAUAUUAUUAUUACAACAUGUUGAGUGCUGAAUACCGGGAGUUCACGACUCCAUCAAAGUAUGAAACCCUCACAGAGAUCAUUAACACCGCCCGGGAGCGGGAGAUCGAGUUAAAGAGGCAAAUUGAGAGGGGCGAACGAAGGGCGCAGGAUGUGAAUCCGAGCCCUACAAAGAAAGCUCGAACUGUUGAAUCAGGAAAGAAGGCGGAUGUGAAUGGUGGGUCACCAAAUUGCAAAGUGUGUAGAAAAGGGCACAAGGGUGAGUGCCGCUUCAAAGACAAGCCGUGUCCUAUAUGUGGGAAGACGGGGCACACGACAUCUUUAUGCCCGGGUAAAGUCUCCGUUUGUUACAAAUGCUAUCAACCCUGCCACCAAAAGUCUGAAUGCCCAGACUUAGUUGGAAAGAAAGAAGUUAAAGAAUAUCCAACAGAAGCUUCGAAGGCGAAGGCCAGGUCCUUCCAACUUACAACGGCUGAAGCGAAAACAGAACCCGAUGUGGUCUCAGAAGUUGAAAUAGGGGACAACAGAAGUUUUAUAGUUUGUGAUGUUUGUCGAGGAUGCAAAUUAAGCAUCGAUGAUGAGGAAUACUUGAUAGAUUUAAUCCCAAUGUCGAUGGGGGAGUUUCAAGUAGUUGUUGGGAUGGAUUGGCUAUCUCAGCACCACGCUAAGGUCGUGUGUUUUCGUAAGGAGAUAAAGUUAACAUCUCCGAGUGGAAAACACGUCACCAUCUAUGGCGAAAAAGGCGGUAAUCCUAUAAUAUUCUCGAUGUUGAAAGCUUACAAGCUCAUGAAGCAUGGAUGUAAGGCGUUUAUGAUAUACGUGAAUGAGCCCGAGAAAGAGUCACUGAAGAUAGGAGACGUACCGGUGGAAUAA
This is a messenger RNA of Helianthus annuus (common sunflower), 924 nucleotides long. RefSeq lists its product as uncharacterized. The record is from RefSeq and is a predicted model, not a curated record. The coding region runs from base 1 to 924 and encodes 307 amino acids. Gene Ontology annotation, molecular function: nucleic acid binding; zinc ion binding. The transcript has 3 exons. NCBI's taxonomy places the organism in Eukaryota, Viridiplantae, Streptophyta, Magnoliopsida, Asterales, Asteraceae.